AUGCUACAGAACAAGAAACACCCGUCCACCUCGAAGAGCAAGGCUGUAGUACCCACCAGUAGAGUUCUCGCUGGCCGUGUUACAAAGUCCACCCCCGCUCAGGUCGGUCCUGUGGAAAAGGCCGACGAUUACAAGACUGUCGAGGUGCCGUUUCAACAGUGGCGUCGAAUGCAGGAUGAGCUGAUGCUGCUCAAGUCCGCAAGUACCCACGGUCGUACCAUCGACAGCCUCCUCAAGGACAAUCGUCUGCUCAAGAACAGGUUGCAAAACAGGGACGACGAGAUAGAGCAGCUGGAGGACGAAUGGAAAGAAUUGGACGAGCAAUUUGGAGAAUCCGAAUACCGGGAGUCAAUAUAUCGAAAUGACUCCUUUGACGUCCGAUGCCAACUUGCCGGACGCGAGCGCCAGUAUCAAGCACUGGAGCACCAUUAUCAAGCUCGGGAGCAGCAGCAUCAGCUCGAGAUGGCUCAAAUGCACAAGCAGCUGGAGGAAGCUAUUUCAACCCUUCGGAUACAGGGCGCCAACGAUGAUGGAGACCUUGCGCGCAAAGACGAGGUGAACGUCGAGCGCCCGCAGCUCGAAAAGCGGAUCUGCCGCCGCGGAAUUGGCUGUCUCAACGUCAAGUGCAAGUUCAGCCACCCAGGUCGAGGUUGGUAA
Messenger RNA from Didymosphaeria variabile, 657 nucleotides. RefSeq lists its product as uncharacterized. Lineage: Eukaryota; Fungi; Ascomycota; Dothideomycetes; Pleosporales; Didymosphaeriaceae. The record is from RefSeq and is a predicted model, not a curated record. The coding region runs from base 1 to 657 and encodes 218 amino acids. The transcript is spliced from 2 exons.